UUUGAAUGUCCCUUGAUGUAUGAAAUUUCGCACCACGGUGGCAGAGAUAAUAGUGUCAGAAGUUCGGUCACAGCAUGUAAGAAGGCACUUUGCAGUAACAGUUUGCUGGAAUCAACAGACUAUUGGCUCCAAAAUCAGAAGACACCAUGUCGAAUUGGCAUCAUGGAGGACAAGAUGGAAAAGAAUUGUACCUCUUGUUCUUGGCUGGCAGAUAUAUGUCUUCUUCAGUGUGCAAGAGGAAACCAAAGGAAGAACACAAGCUGCAUCAUCUUUGAAAUAAACAAGUUUCUGAUUGGCCUGGAGCUCGUACAGGAAAAGCAGCUGCAUAUAGAGUCCUCUAGCUUGAAGCUAGAAGAUGAUACGAACUGCUCGGUAUCUUCAAUAGAAGAAGAUUUUCUCACAGCAUCAGAACACUUUGAAGAUGAAGAUGAUGAAUAUAAACAGGGUGAGGAAAAUAUGCAUCUUGCAGCUGAAUUCAAAAAGCACAGUGAAGGAGAUUGUGAAGACUUGCACUGCAAAAAGGCCCAAGUGCCCUUUUUCCUGAAAGGUAGCUGCAUUAGCCAUGAUAGCACGGCUUCUACUAGAUCUUCAGAGUCAUCUGAAGAAGAAUAUAAUAGUGACGCUGAAGACAAUGUUGUAGAAACUGUCGAUGAAGCCAUUAAGCAGCUUAAUUGGAAAGUUGGAAAGUAUAAUACAACUGGGAAAUGUAAGCCAUUCUCCAGCACUGAUGCUCAGAAGGACUUUUGCAAAAGUAAUAACAACAAAUCAGAAAAUGUAUGUUUGACCAUAGCAACUAAAGAGGAUGUUAUUUUAUUGGAUGAUCUAGCUGCAGGACAAAAAAGUCAUUUGGACACGUUAAACUGUAAAGUUGAAAGAACACCUCAUCCUCUCAUUCAAAAUGAUCAGGCUCCUACAGGUCAGUUUGCUACAAAUUUGGCAGAGUCUGUCCUGCAAGAUGCAUUCAUUAGAUUGUCUCAGUCAACUUGUACCAAAGAAAGUGCUCUCAGCAUCUCGGUCAGCAACCCUUCAACAGCACAUGCAACACAGAAUGAAAUGGCUUGUCGUUCAUGGAAUGCACUUCCAAAAAUCGUUAUUGUUCAGAGCCCAGAUGGUUCUGAUAAGUCUGAGUGGCCUGGAUCUAACUUUCCAAGCUUACAUCCUUGGUCUGAAGUUGAACAUUCUUCUGAUGCAGAUUUUUUUGAAAACAAUAGUCCCAAUAAAAGUAUUCAGAGUCCUUUGGAGAUAGCUUUGGCUUGUGCAGCUACUGUCAUUGGUACCAUAUCAAGUCCACAUGCUGCAGAAAAGCUCAGAGAACAGGAAUCCCUGAGCUCUGCAAUGAUUGUGAGUAAUUGUGAAGUGGAGAAAAAUACUUCCCCAAGUACCAACAGUAAUUGUAACUCUGUAAGUUACUCAUUUCUACAUGACCUUUCAGACAUGGUUCAGAUGGCAAAUGUAGUUGCUGUUCAUGGACUUGGUGAAAAAAAAGAUAUGUAUCCUGUAACUUCAAGUGGACUCUUAUCUGCAGCUGAGACAUCAGCAGCUUUUACACUCCAUUGUAGCAUAGCCAUUGGAAGCACAAUGGAGAAUCUGAACAAUAGCAUUGCACAAGUCUUGUUCAAAGAGGCAUCUCUAGUAUUAACCAGACCUCAUGCAUACAGAACUAUGGGAGAAUUUAUGGAGUCUGUAAAUGGAAAAAUAAUUCAGGCUGCAACAAAGCCCUCUACCGGCCUCCUGGAUGAAGUCAUUGUUGAUGAACUUGCCCAGAAUUUAUCCAAUAUUAUUCUCAGGCAUUCUGUGGAGGAAGUUAGAAAGAAACAAUGCUCAGAAAAGAACAUAGAUGCAGGUUUCGAAAGCACACAAGAUGUUUUUACUGCAACUGCAAAUCAGCUUCUCUUUAAUGUAUUUUACUUCACUUGCAAGAAAAUGAAUGACAUUACACAGCUUAAUGAAUGCUCAAAUACUUUCAUUCCAGAUACGUUUAGCAAACAGGUAAUGGACUGCCAACCAAAAGAGACAAAAAAUGAUGUAUUGCAUCAGUCCUCAAGCUGCUACAAUAAUAAGCUCACCAGUAAUUUCCAUGACACGGAUGGUCUAUUAAUGACAAAUGUGGCAAAUACUGUCAAAGAGGAAAUUAUGCCAAAUGCCUUGGAAUCUCUAUCUACAGUCAACGCUCUGAGUUCACCCUCCAGAAAAACAUCUUCCAAGAAAAGAUAUUUGAAAAGAAUUACAAAAGAAUGCUACAGGCCCAUAAAUCUAAAUAGCAAUCACAUGAAGACAGAACUCUCUCCAUUUAGUGGCAGAGAAAACCAGACAUUAGGCAGUGAAGGCAUACAUGGCCUUCAAGAAUUUCUAACUUCCAGUGUCUCCAUAAUAACAGAAAAUCAUGAGGAGCCCAUAUGUGAUGCUGCAUGGCACAAUGACAGACAGCUUAGUGUACCAUUCUUGGGUAAUCAAGGUAUUCUGCCUACCCGACCUCUGGUAUAUUUGAUGCAUCCAGCAGAGAAAUACUGCAUAACAGACUUUGCAGAAGAAUUGGCAGAAACAGUGGUUUCCAUGGCAACAGAAAUUGCUGCCAUUUGCCUUGAUAAUUCAAAUGGCAAGCAGCCUUGGUUCUGUGCAUGGCAAAGAGGAAGUGAUUAUUUGAUGCCCCAGGCUCUGCCAUGUCGACCUAUGAAAAGGAAAAAGGAAACCCAAACCAGCGGAUCCUCUGUGAGAAAACAUCGGCCACCUAGACUCAGUGAGAUCAAAAGAAAAACCGAUGAGCAUCCUGAAUUAAAAGAAUGGCUUAUGAAUAGGGUAGUGGAUGACUCAAUUAACCUUGAUGACACACUUGAUUUGAGCAAUAACUUUGCAAAUGAAGCAGCUGCCAAAAUUAUGAACUUAGCCGAGUUUUCUGUGGCUGAUAAUGUAUGGCAGAAUCCAAGCCAUCCUCAAAAUAGGCUCCAUUGUGACCGAUGGAAUAGAGUCAAUGCAUCCAGUUGUGAAAGUAUUCCUGAAGAGGACUUGGAUUCUAAAGGAUCUGUAAAUACUUUGGCUCUCAUAAAUAUUUUAGGACAGCCAAUAAGCAGGACUAGUUCAGUCUCCAAGCAGUCUAGUUGUGAAAGCAUUACCGAUGAGUUUUCAAGGUUUAUGGUCAACCAGAUGGAAACUGAAGGCCGAGAGUUUGAUUUACUACUGGACUACUAUGCUGGAAAAAAUGCCAAUAAUAUUAUAACAUCUGCACUGCAACAAGUCACCAAAAAGAAUGGCCACCUCAAUGUAAAGCCAAGUUGCCCAUCCAAACAGUCAAGCACCGAAAGCAUAACUGAAGAGUUUUAUAGGUACAUGUUAAAGGAAAUUGACAAAGAACAUAAAGAAAAAGUAUAUUCUGCUAAGAAUGCAAAGGAAUGGAGCAGCAGCUUAUUACUUCCCUCUCAACGAUCAUCUUUUUGUUUCAGACAAUCUUCAGUCCCUGACAACAGAUCUUCAGUAUCUAGGCUAACAGUAAAUAUGCCCAUUAAGGCAAAUUCAUUAGAUGGCUUUUCUCGUAGCGGCCACCGGGAUUCCUUAAAUGUCUAUCCAGUCAACACAGCAUCUUCUUCAGGACUCUGUAAAUCAGAUUCUUACCUUUACCAAAGAUGUAGGACUGAUCAGGCAACUGACAUGCUCAUUCAUGAGACCUGGGCAAACUCCAUUAAAGCUCUGAUGUGCAAGAACAAAAUAAUUCUAGAUAGCGGGGAGGUUGCACAGCCUGAACAGCAUCCACCACAUGUUCAGCAAUAUGCACACAGACUCGCUGCAAAUAUUGUUGAAAGUGGGAAAACUUUAAUUGCCGUCCACCAAGAUUCCAUAAAGAAAGAUCAUGUCACAGAAAGCAGCCAUAUCCCAUCAGGGAUGCAAAACUACUCAAAACCAUUUGGAGACAGAAGAUAUUUAGAUGAGAAAGAACAGCAGGCCUCAUUCCCUGGAUUGUUUUCUAUAAAAAACAUGAGCUCUUCUUCUUGCCUCAGGGAAGUGCCUUUAAUUCAGAUUGAAACAGAUCAAAGACAAGACCUUGAUAAUGCCUCAGCGCCUUUAAAUGGAAUUAAUGUCACCUCUGGCAAAGCAAGAGAAGAUCUACUCAAAGGGAAACCCAUAGAUGCUGAUUCAGGACAACAGCUAAUUUCCUCAAAAAGCCAUGGUUUGGCAGUGAGUAGUUGCCCUGAAUCUGAAGCCUCUGUGGACAAUACAGCAGUGGAAGAGUUUCCAGUCCCUCUUAGCAGCAGUGAAGAAAGCACAUGUAGCAGCUGGUGCCAGCUGGCAAACAAUCCUGAUGAUACAAGCAGCUAUUUGCAACUCAGCGAGAGAUCUAUGAGCAAUGGCAACAGCAGUACUUCUAGCAGUCUUGGCAUUAUGGAUCUGGAAACUUAUCAGGAAAACAUACCAUCUUCUCAUGCAUUUAACAUUACAGCUCCAAACAGUUUUUAGAUGUUGUGCAGUUUGUGCACCGGAAGUGCUGGAACGUGGGUGAUAUCUUUCAUGCUGUGGUACGAUUUUGUAAGCUUCAUGAAGAAACCAAAGGGCCGACUCUGAGUCUCUUUGACUGGCUUCUUGAGCUAGGAUAAAAACCUUCUUAAAAGAUAUUAUUUGCAUUUUUAUUCCAUUUUAAGCGGCAGUGAUCUGUAAGUGGCCCUGUUUUAUUCAAAAUCUCAACAUAGAGCUGAAAAGUAUCCAUUCUGCUGCUACAUCAUGACCCUGUUCCAAAGCAGUGCAAAGAAGGGAAGUGAGGAGUGAGGACAGGGCAGAAAGAGAGAAGUGAAGAGCCAAUGUAAAAUAUGUAGGACUUUGUAGUUUUGAAUGCAUUGCUCUUGGAAAGAAUAGGAUUUGCAAUUAAAUGACUGGGUUUUUUUUCCUACAGAAUCUAAAUGAAAAAGACAUUUUCCACUAUCUGCCAGCUAUGUAUUUACUACUAACUGGAAUCCCAGUAACAAAAGUCAGUUAAAAAAAUCUUUGUAUUUAUAGUUCAAAUUCCUAGUGAUUAUACAAUGACAAAUGAGUAUAUAUCAGAUGUCCUUAAAUGAAUUCUAUAUUGUUCUGCUUUCAAUCUAUUCCCAAGGAGCAAAUUAAGAUCUAUGCUGACGCUGCACUGAAAAGCCUGAAAGUCAUUCCACAAGUGUGUCCGUUCUGCUGAAAGAAUUAAGCCCAACAGCUUUUUAAAUGAGUUCUUAAAACUCAUGUUCAGUGAGUAUAAUGCUGGUCUCUCCUUUAGUAGAAUCGAGUCUCACUGGGAAUUCUAGACACUUGCCUGAAUGGCCACUGUCAAAAUAUUAGCAUUUCCCAGUUUUAACAAUGAUUCAUGUGUUUUAUAAAACUAUUUUCAAUCUCUGAAUAAAUAAUAGAAACAUGUACUCUGAGUAAGUUUGCAGUGGGUUCAGUCAGGAAUUAAAUAGUCAUUUAAUUCCAAAAGUAAAAUAAGUUCAAUUAGGCAAACCUGGAAAAUAAUGGCUUUCCAUUAUGCCUUAAUAGGAAGAUUAUACUGAUGAAAUGUUUCAUACUAUUAACAACAGUUUAUUUCUAACAUCUUUAAGCUAAUGUAUCCUUUUAUUGUAAAUAUUUGAAGUAUAGUACAUAAGAUUUUUCUUACAGAAAAAUGUACUUGUCAAAAGCUAGUACCUUGCUACUCAGAAAAAUAGUUCUCAUCCUAUUCAAACAUUCUUUGUAACAGCUAAAGAAUCUGAUUUUAAUAUAUACAGUAAUCAAGGAAGUAAAUUAGGUUGCAGUAAACAAAAUCUUCAGCUUACUACUUGGUAAAUAGCUCCAGUACAACUUGCCAAUAUCCAUUGCUAGUAGUUUUCAUUGUGGCACGAUUAUGAUAUUGAACAUUUAUUUCACAAAAAGGGGUGCUUUUCACUAUAGGAUUAUGAUUUUAGAAUGUAUCCAAAAAUAACAUUAUUUUGCACUAUUUUAAAAGCAAUUUUUAAUUCAGUAUAGAGAGCCAUAAUUACCACCAUUUCC
Molecule: messenger RNA, 5973 nt
Organism: Thamnophis sirtalis
Lineage: Eukaryota; Metazoa; Chordata; Lepidosauria; Squamata; Natricidae
Source: RefSeq, a predicted model, not a curated record